Molecule: messenger RNA, 516 nt
Organism: Dibothriocephalus latus
Lineage: Eukaryota; Metazoa; Platyhelminthes; Cestoda; Diphyllobothriidea; Diphyllobothriidae
Source: the annotation of a GenBank genome assembly
AUGUCGACGCCCGGCCUCCUACCCUUUUCCCCCAUGGCAGCGGGCCCUUUACCUGUGCCAUUUCCGUCAGUAUCACUGCCUGGCCAUAUGCCACCUCUCAGGGCUGUGCUUAAGGCGCCCCCACAACCAAUUUUGAAUGGUUAUCAUGUACGGCCGCCUGUUGACUUAUCAAAGGCUGAAGAGGUUUUGCUUAAUCGUGACUCUGAGGAGGAAGAAGAGGAGUUUGAUCCCAAUAGCGGCAGUUGGAUGACUCCCCGUGAACGAAUGCUUGUCCUUCACUUUCAAUCCAGAUCCCUCACUGUUAGCAAUCCUUAUGUUGAAGACUACUACUUCGCCGUCAAGUGGCUCAGCUGGAUGACCAAGGAACGCGAGCGCAAGUGUUCCAUGGGUUUUCCGCCCGCCAGCUUGCCCCUACCCUUCUUCUACAUUAACAGCCCCGUCUCCACCACAAAGCUUGUCAGCCCUGAUCAUCAUCACCGCCUGGCUCUGCGCUGUCGUUUCAUUGUACCAAUUCCA